This is a messenger RNA of Larimichthys crocea (large yellow croaker), 2103 nucleotides long. RefSeq names its product ANTXR cell adhesion molecule 1d (gene antxr1d). The transcript is spliced from 18 exons. The record is from RefSeq and is a predicted model, not a curated record. Gene Ontology annotation, molecular function: transmembrane signaling receptor activity. Bases 296 to 2005 code for a protein of 569 amino acids. Gene Ontology annotation, cellular component: plasma membrane; cell surface. Lineage: Eukaryota; Metazoa; Chordata; Actinopteri; Sciaenidae.
UAUGCGUAAAAGUGGAGUUUUGUAUCUCUCCUCGGGUGUCGCUCCUCUCCUCCAUCCUGCCCUGCUUCACUGCAUUUUUUUUUCUUCUCUUCUCCCUCUCUCUCAGCUGAAAGAGAAGACUUGGAGAGCCCGGCUUAAACUGAACAAGACCCCUGUAGGCUGAAUGCACUCAACCUAACGGGACAGAACACCGAGAAACAAAGCGUACAGUCGAUUCAGAAUAAGACGAUAGAGAGAAAAUGUGAAGAUCUUUUAGUUGUCACAGUGUUGGAGUAGUCAACAGUAACCGGGUAAGAUGGCGAGGACACAGACUCGCAUGUUCCUCGCCUUGGCUUUGCUGGGAAUUUUCUUCCUCGAUGUCUCGGUGAAAGGAGAGCUGCAGGGAGAGCAACAGGAGGAGGAGGAGAGGUCCUGUCAGGGCGCAUUCGACCUCUAUUUUGUCUUGGACAAAUCUGGAAGUGUGAAGCAUCACUGGAUAGAGAUUUACUCCUUUGUGGAGCAGCUGGCAGAGAAGUUUAUCAGCCCCAUGCUGCGAAUGUCCUUCAUUGUUUUCUCCACACGAGGAAACAUCAUCAUGAAACUGACUGAGAACAGGGACGCCAUCACUGGAGGCUUAACAGCUCUAAAGAGGGUUAUCCCCGGUGGAGACACAUUUAUGAACCUAGGCCUGGAGAUGGCUAAUACGCAGAUAUAUCAAGAGAGGCAUGGGACAGCCAGCGUUAUCAUUGCUCUGACCGAUGGAGAACUGAAUGAGUGGCAGUUUGACACAGCUCAGCGAGAGGCACAGCGGGCGAGGUCUAUGGGAGCCAUUGUUUACUGCGUAGGGGUCAAAGAAUUCAACCAGACACAGCUUGCGACUAUUGCAGACACCAUAGAACACGUGUUUCCUGUAUGGGGAGGCUUCCAGGCCCUCAGGGGAAUCAUUGACUCGAUCAUCAAGAAGUCCUGCAUUGAGAUUCUAGCAGCAGAGCCAUCCAGUGUGUGUGCAGGAGAGAGAUUCCAGGUGGUUGUGAGAGGCAAUGGGUUUCUCCAUGCCAGAAACAUUGACCAGGUUCUCUGCAGCUUCAAACUGAAUGAUACACACACUGUGGAUGAGAGACCAGCUGGGAUAGAAGAUACUUUCCUGCUGUGCCCUGCUCCUGUCGUAGAGGAGGUUGGAAAGGUGAUCUACCUGCAAGUGAGCAUGAACGAGGGCAUCUCCUACAUCACCAGCUCUGUUCACAUCACUACUACUGAAUGUUUCGACGGCACCAUCGUGCUCAUAUCGUUGCUGGUGGUGUUCCUGCUGUUGGCUCUGCUGCUGAUGUGGUGGUUCUGGCCUCUCUGCUGCACUGUGGUGAUCAAAGAACCUCCGCCACCUCCUCCUCCAGAACCAGACUCAGAUGAUGAUGACGGGAUGCCCAAGAAGAGGUGGCCCACAGUGGAUGCAUCCUACUAUGGAGGAAGAGGAGUGGGUGGCAUCAAACGCAUGGAGGUGCGAUGGGGUGAGAAGGGGUCCACUGAGGAAGGUGCUAAGCUGGACAAACCCAAGAAUGCAGUUGUAAAGAUGCCAGAGCAGGAAUUUGAACCGUAUGAGCCCAAGCCUCGAAAACCACCCCGCCGCGCCCCACAGCAGAGGAGGUGGUACACACCCAUCAAGGGGAAGCUAGAUGCUCUGUGGGCUCUGUUCAGGAGAGGUUACGACCAGGUAUCUCUGAUGAGACCACAUCCUGGAGAUCAGGGACGCUGUAUUAGUUUCCAACGAGUUAAACAUGGGGAGUCCCCCCCGAACCACCAGGCCCCGCCUCGCACACAUCACUCUCCCUCGCCACCGCCUCCUCCUCCACCCGCCGAGGAGCGACCUUUGGUCUCUAACUCUGUCCCGCGUACGAAGCCUCCAUCAAGAGGGCCCCGCAUCACGCCACCCUCUCGCACACCCCCUUCUGUGAUCCAACCCCCUCCAGGUCCACCCCCAACUCGUGCACCCCCUGGACCUCCGCCAUCUCGACCCCCACCCAGGCUCUGAUGAUGAAGAGAGGGGCCUCCAAUAAAACAACUGAUAGAUCAAGUUGGUCCAUAAAAAACAAAACAAAACAAAAAAAAACAUGUCCUCCUUUCACCAAC